AUGUUUGGUACGAAAACUGUCAUUGAUAAAGUAACAAUGCAAACACCCAAUGGAGGUCACGUAACAUAUCAGAGAAAGGUUAGAGUAUCUACAGAAAAAGAUGUUCCAAAACUAGAACUUCCCAAACAAUUUUUACCAUCAUUUUCAUCAUCAAGUAGAAGAAUAAAAUAUAAAGAAGAAAAAGAACAAGAGGAAAAAGAUCAAAAGAAACCAAAAGAUAAAAAAAAUAAAAAAUAA
Messenger RNA from Dictyostelium purpureum, 237 nucleotides. RefSeq lists its product as uncharacterized. Lineage: Eukaryota; Evosea; Eumycetozoa; Dictyosteliales; Dictyosteliaceae. The record is from RefSeq and is a predicted model, not a curated record. Bases 1 to 237 code for a protein of 78 amino acids. The transcript has a single exon.